This is a messenger RNA of Lachancea meyersii CBS 8951, 1287 nucleotides long. NCBI's taxonomy places the organism in Eukaryota, Fungi, Ascomycota, Saccharomycetes, Saccharomycetales, Saccharomycetaceae. The record is from the annotation of a GenBank genome assembly.
AUGGAUGCCGUUUUGCAAUGUUUCCAAUGCCGUUACUCUAAUGAAUCUUUGAGAGAUUUUUUGAAGUACGAUUCGAGGCCCUUGGGAGGGGUUUUACAGUUGAAAUCUCUUAAGAACGACAAGCUGAUCCAGCUUAUUCAAUGCACGUUGGAGCUGAAAAGAGAAUACAACAGUCAUUGUACGGCGGGAAAACUCACUCCACAGCUCUUUGAGCUGGGAAAUGAACAGUUGAAGCUGCUGAAUCGGAUUGCAGACGGCGAAACAGCAUGGAUUACGGACCCGCUGUGGGUGAGCGCCAGACAGCUGCUGAGCAUAAGCAGACUGCUAGAUAGAGAUUUUGCGGGAAAUAUUAAGCAAAACGUUCGUGAUUCAAACAACCAGAAGUCAAAGGGCGAUCUCGAGGAGGAGAAGUACCUGGAAAAAUGCGUCAGAACUGUUCACACCAGCUUCAAGCUAUGUCUGAACGAUCGAAACCCUGACGCACGCCAAAACAAAAAAUGGGGCGUGUAUUUCUUCACAAACCUGGAACUGAGCAUUUACGAGCGGUUGCACAACCGAGACAUGGUGCGCAACCUGGUGAAAGUGAUCCAGAGUCGUACGGCGGAGUUGCCCACGCCGGAACAGGCGCUGUGCGCCCACAAGGCGCAGCUGGUCACUUACUAUUACCACAUGGCCGAGUUUUACGGAUGUUACGAGAUGGACUACGAACGCGGCUUUGCGUUUGCGCAGAAGGCGUGGCUGUUGUCGAGGGCGGGCGGUGGGCCACAGGAAAAUGUGAUCUGCCUGUUACUGGUGCCGUUCGCGUUGCUGGCACGCCGAUGGUAUCCGGACUUGGCUGUGUUAGGGAGCAGGCACGCGGCCGUUGCGGAGCUGUACGGUCCCGUGGUGGAGUGUUUGCGCAACGGGGACCUGCUGACUUUUGAAAAAUGGCUGAGCAAGCACGAACAGCUUUUGCUGCGCCGCAACUUGUACGUGGCCAUGGUGAUGGUUCGAGAGCUGGUGGUCUUGAAGCUGGUGAAACGGGCGGUUGGCUUCAUGGGCGCGGGCCCGAUCCUGUCGUUGCGCGGCGUGGCCGCUGCGCUCGUACACAGUGACAGUCGUAGUUCCCUUGCGUCAGCGGUAUCAGAGGACGCUUUGGAUCGCACCGAAUGCACGUUGGCGAGUCUGAUAUCGAAGGGCUACGUCAAGGGCUAUUUGUCGCAUUCGAACCGUGCGCUUGUGGUGAGUAAAACCAAUGCGUUUCCAAAACUGGCAGUGCGGGGCGUGAGAGCACGUGAGAGCACGUGA